Molecule: messenger RNA, 426 nt
Organism: Elephantulus edwardii (Cape elephant shrew)
Lineage: Eukaryota; Metazoa; Chordata; Mammalia; Macroscelidea; Macroscelididae
Gene: TMEM242
Product: transmembrane protein 242
Exons: 4
Coding region: 1-426 (141 amino acids)
Source: RefSeq, a predicted model, not a curated record
AUGGCGGCGCCGGAUGCCGGGCCCGUGGUGUCGGCCUCGCGGCGGGAGGCCCGCGACCCCUCGGAAGACCGACUUUUCCUGGUGAAAGGUGGGAUUUUCCUCGGCACCGUUUCUGCAGCAGGAAUGCUAGCUGGAUUUGUGACAACGUUAUCACUGGCUAAGAAGAAAAGCCCUGAAUGGUUCAAUAAGGGAAGCAUGGCCACGGCCGCCUUACCAGAGAGCGGUUCUGCACUCGCCUUGCGUGCCUUGGGCUGGGGCUCACUUUACGCCUGGUGUGGAGUCGGCGUGAUCAGCUUCACUGUCUGGAAGGCGCUGGGAUUUCACAGUAUGAAAGACUUUCGAACUAAAAUGCAGUCACUACUUCCAGCGCAUCCCGAGAACUCGGAGUCGCCUGUUGAGUGGGAGGAAGCUUUGAGGUCCAAGUGA